This is a messenger RNA of Diprion similis, 1513 nucleotides long. It is a transcript of the gene Sas10, whose product is annotated as something about silencing protein 10. Bases 118 to 1458 code for a protein of 446 amino acids. Gene Ontology annotation, biological process: maturation of SSU-rRNA from tricistronic rRNA transcript (SSU-rRNA, 5.8S rRNA, LSU-rRNA). Lineage: Eukaryota; Metazoa; Arthropoda; Insecta; Hymenoptera; Diprionidae. The transcript is spliced from 4 exons. The record is from RefSeq and is a predicted model, not a curated record. Gene Ontology annotation, cellular component: small-subunit processome; nucleolus.
UUGGUCCGAUACCUGAUGAAAUAUUUUGAGGUUAGGUUUUUAAUGUCAACGGAAUGGCGACACAUGCGGUCUGCAAUCAGUAAUUUACAACGAGUAAAAUAAAAAAUCUGCCUUAACAUGAGUCGCAAAAUAAGAUUUCGAAAUGCUGAUGAAAACUUGUAUGGUUUUGAAACUGGCGACGUAUCAGAUUCAGAGGAGGAGUAUUCUAAGGAAGACAAACGGCUGUUGGAGAAAGUUCGCAAAAAAAGAACAGUAGACAAUUAUGAUAGUGAAGAUGAAGUCUAUGGACUUCAGGCUGACGAGGAUGUGGACGAGACAGAUGACGACGACGAUGAUGGGUCAGAUUCUAUGAAAUCUGACAUCGAAGGUUUGCAGGAGGACGACGAUUUGCCUAAUGAAAAAGCUUGGGGAAAUAAAAAAAGCAGGUUUCAUUCUACCGAUUAUGUUGACCAGGAUUACGGGACUACUAAUCAGCAGGAUUUAGAGGCUGCAGAACUUGAAGAACAGGAAGCAAGAAAUAUUCAAAAAAGAUUAGCAGAACAGCUGGAUGAUGCUGAUUUUGGAUUGGACUUACUUGAGACUACACAAGAUAAAGAAGAAAAUGAAGACUGUCAGCAGACAGUUAAAACCGAUUUAAGCAAACUUACCAAGAGGGAAAAGCAGGCGUUGGUUAUGAAAGAGAGUCCCGAAUUUACUGGGCUUGUAACAGACUUGAAAGAAUGCCUGACUGAAGCACGAGAUAUUCUAGAACCAUUUUUAAAGUUAAUUAAAAAUGGCAAAUUCUCAGAGUCUGCAGGCAUAACGUUUGUUAGGACCAAAUACCACGUGAUUCUGAACUACUGCAUCAACAUACUAUAUUAUCUGAUGCUGAAAGCAAAUAAAGUAUCUGUUCAUUCUCAUCCAGUUAUCAAAAGGUUAGCACAGUACCGGCAGCUUCUUAAUCAAUUAAAAGCUGGGCAAGGAGAAUUAUUAGACGAAGCUGUAGAAAUAUUGAAAGCCGCUGAAAACAACCAACCGCUUUACAAUCUGGACAAUGUUGAAUUUGGUAAAAAGAGUCGAAAGAGGCCAUCCUCUGAUUUAUCUCGUGAGCAGAUAAAAUCUAGCAAGAAAAACUUUCUUGCAACUGUUGAGGAUGAAGAACCAAUUGAACAGGCAGAGGAUGAAAAUUCUGAGAUGGAUGAAAUCGCUGAUGAAAUGGAGAACCAGGGUACUGAAGUUCUUUUUGAAGAUGUUGAUGGCAAGCGAGCCAUUACUCGCCAAAUUGCGAAGAAUAAGGGACUGACCCCACACCGUCGGAAGGAUCUACGCAACCCAAGAGUUAAACUCAGGAACAAAUAUCGCAAGGCCAAAAUUCGAAGAAAGGGAGCGGUGAGAGAAGUCAGGAAGGAGGAGACACGGUACGGCGGAGAGACCUUUGGAAUCAACGCUCGUGUUAAGAAGAGCAUCAAGUUGAAAUAAAAUAAAAAUUACCAAUCUCAAUGAAAGUAUACAUAUAUAGAAAUAAAUAAAUUCU